This is a messenger RNA of Aureobasidium pullulans EXF-150, 588 nucleotides long. RefSeq lists its product as uncharacterized. The transcript has a single exon. Bases 1 to 588 code for a protein of 195 amino acids. NCBI's taxonomy places the organism in Eukaryota, Fungi, Ascomycota, Dothideomycetes, Dothideales, Saccotheciaceae. The record is from RefSeq and is a predicted model, not a curated record.
AUGCUCGUCCAACUCGAUGAAAUUCUGACCGGCUGGACAGUCAACGAAAAGAUAGAAUUCAACUCGAUGCCUCUCCGUCUCGCCGGCUCCGAACCCUCCCUCUUCUACGCCCUCCUCUCCAACGCGGCCAUCAUGAUGCCACCCGGUCUUAUCUCUCCUGCGAUCCCAAGAUGGCUACAAAACCGCACGGUCGAAUGUAUGAACAAAGCUUUCGAGGACCCAAAACGCGCCUACAGCAACGCAACAAUACUGUCUCUCAACCUCGUCGCCCUCUUUGACUCCAUCUCCGGUAAUGCCAAGUUGGCCCGUAAGACACAUCAACCCAUGUUGCGCAAGAUGGUCAACCAGCGUGGCGGGUUGACAGCAAUGGUCGGUAAAGCUGAUGUUGAUUCGAUGAACCUCGUUCGAUUCCUUGCUUGGACAGAUAGAGUCAUCAGAUGUCAGACAGGCAACGCUCUCAUGUUUGAAGACUUCGAGGAAGACGCAUCAGUCACAAAGACGAAUUGGGAAGACAUCUGGGCUAGAAUGGAGAGAAGGGUUGAGGAGAACGAACCAGAGCCUAUCGAGGAGAUGCCUGAUGCUGAGUGA